This is a messenger RNA of Capronia epimyces CBS 606.96, 1323 nucleotides long. RefSeq lists its product as uncharacterized. The transcript has 2 exons. NCBI's taxonomy places the organism in Eukaryota, Fungi, Ascomycota, Eurotiomycetes, Chaetothyriales, Herpotrichiellaceae. The coding region runs from base 1 to 1323 and encodes 440 amino acids. Gene Ontology annotation, molecular function: zinc ion binding; DNA-binding transcription factor activity, RNA polymerase II-specific. The record is from RefSeq and is a predicted model, not a curated record. Gene Ontology annotation, biological process: regulation of DNA-templated transcription.
AUGUCGUCGCAUCUUCACCUGGACUAUGUGUCGACCAGGACGGCAGAUCCGGGUACGGCAGAGGUUGCCGUCGUUCGCCGCGCCGAUGGUCGAACAUUGCGCAAGUCGUGCGACAGGUGCCACCAACAGAAACUGCGAUGCGUGGGAGACAAGACCUCGUUGACUCGGUGCAAGCGCUGCAAAACGGCUGGACUCGAGUGCGUGUAUGGGGCGAGAUCCAGCAAGAAGGCAAGCCAAUGCAGUAUCGAUAACUUUGCCACCUGGGACAACUGGCCUGGUAAUUCCGCGACCCCAACUCUGAACGAGGCGGUGAGCGAGCUAGACACCAUGUUUGGUCUUGAGUUGACCCAUUUCGACGAGGUCUUUCCGAUGUCUCCCGCGUCUCGGCCCGAUACUGGCGGGAGUCCGUCAUUUGUCGCCCCGAACUUGCCUGCGCUUGAGCAUGAUAGUGCUGGGAUUCCCGUCAGCUCGGCGAUAACCAUGCCCUUGCUAACCUCCGGGAGCUCUCCUGUAGCAGGAGAUGGACCCAUCACCGAGUUUCCUGAACUGUCGGCGCAGCUGGCCCAGGCUUUCCAGGAGUUAGAAGCAACUUUUCUUAGGACGGUAGAGGAUCAGACGAGCCGCCGAACUCAAGAUUAUCCUAUUGGCGAAGUCUUGAGCGCCCUCGGCAGUUUCUUGGGAGUUCUGAAGCUGAGCAACGUGGUGGGAGCAGGCCCCCUUAGCCGCCCUUGCACAUCUCAAACCCCCCAGGAUGCGCAUCUGCGGAGCAAGCAAGCAUCAAUAGCAGCGCAAGGCUAUGUGCUGUGUGUCAGGCUUCUAGCGUCCCUGUUGGAGCAGAUGCUCCAGAGUCUUUUGGCAUCGCCAUCGCCAUCGCCAACUGUUUCCGGCAGCUCAGCCAGUCCCGACAGUGCUCAAGACGCAAGCGGUCUGGGGGCGACAGGGAGCAACUUCUCUGACGCGUGUCAAGUUCCACACAGUCUUCGACUGGGAGAUCUGCUCGUGCCUCCAGAUCAUUUCGGCCACGCUCUGAGUUCCAGCGUCAACCUACUCCGAAUUGGCUGCAGCCGACUCAACGAGAUGGAAAGUUUACUUGGGAUACCCUCUAAGCAACGAGGGCAAAACACAUCGUCCCUAGUCUGCCUGGAGCAGGCAGGUGUUGCUCAGCAGGCACUCCCAGAUAACGGUUCCUCAGGACCGUCGUUGCCGGCUCGCUUCGUCGCGUCAAUAUGGGAGGACGAGACAAGCAUCAACAACAAGUCUUCGGUGGUGCACCUACAGCGCUGCCGUGCUGCAAUUUUGGGCCUUACCGAGCAUUGUGCAUGA